AUGAGGAGAAGUAAGAGUCCUGUAAAUGGGAAAGCCAAUGAUAAGAAAAAUCAGAAAAUCCAAACAGGUGAGAACCCACCUAAACACAUGGAAUAUGGAAAAAGCUUCAGUCAUGACAAAGUCCUUGCUGACCAUCAAAGUUUGCACAAAGGGGAGAAGCCAUGUAAAUGCUUAGAGUGUGCAGAGGGCUUUGGUCAGCAUGCACAUCAAAGGUUUCACACAGAGGGAAAGCCAUAUAAAUGCUUGGAGUGUGGAAAAAACUUCUCUCAAAGUGGUGACCUCAUUAAACAUCAAAGGGUUCAUACAGGAGAGAAGCCAUAUGAAUGCCUAGAGUGUGGGAAGAGCUUUAGUCAGAGCACAGGCCUUAUUCAUCACCAGAGGAUUCACACAGGUGAGAAACCAUAUCAGUGUUUGGAAUGUGGGAAGGGUUUCAAUCACAGCACAACCCUUACUCGUCACCAAAGGAUUCAUACUGGGGAGAAGCCAUAUAAAUGCUUGGAAUGUGGAAAGAACUUCUCUGAUAGUGGCAACCUUACUAAGCAUCAAAGGAUUCACACAGGGGAGAAGCCGUAUAAAUGCUUGGAGUGUGGAAAGAACUUCUCUCACAGUGGUGACCUCGCUACACAUCAAAGAAUUCACAGAGGGGAGAGGCCAUAUAAAUGCUUAGAUUGUGGCAAGAGCUUUUUUGAUAAAUCAGGCCUUAAUAAACAUAAGAGGAUUCACACAGGAGAGAAGACAUAUAAAUGCUUUGAGUGUGGGAAGAGCUUCAAUCAGCAAGCACACCUUACUUCACAUCAAAGGAUUCACACUGGGGAGCAGCCGUAUAAAUGCUUGGAGUGUGGAAAUAGCUUCAGUCACAGCACAGCCCUUACAUUACAUUUCUGGCUUCACAAAGGUGAGAAACCAUAUCAGUGUUUGGAAUGUGGGAAGAGUUUCAGUCACAGCACAACUCUUUCUCAUCACCAAAUGAUUCACACAGGGGAGAAGUCAUAUAAAUGCUCAGAUUGUAGCAAGGACUUUUUUGAUAAAUCAAGCCUUAAUAAACAUAAAAGGAUUCACACAAGGGAGAAGUCAUAUAAAUGCUCAGACUGUAGCAAGACCUUUUUUGAUAAAUCAAGCCUUAAUAAACAUAAAAGAAUUCACACAGGGGAGAAGCCAUAUAAAUGUCUGGAGUGUGGAAAGAGCUUCUCUUCCAGUGGCUACCGCACUACACAUCAAAGGAUUCACACAGGAGAGAAGCCAUAUAAAUGCUCUGAGUGUGGAAAGAGCUUCAGUCAGCAUGCAAACCUCAUUAAACAUCAAAGGAUUCACACAGGGGAGAAGCCAUAUAAAUGCUCUAAGUGUGGAAAGAACUUCUCUCAGAAUACCCACCUAACCGUACAUCAAAGAAUCCACACAAGCGAGUAGUCAUAAAAAUGCUCAGUGUUGGAAGCACUGCAGUCAGAGCACAACCCUUAUUCAUCACCAAAGGGUUCACGUUA
Molecule: messenger RNA, 1481 nt
Organism: Gekko japonicus
Lineage: Eukaryota; Metazoa; Chordata; Lepidosauria; Squamata; Gekkonidae
Product: zinc finger protein 665-like
Exons: 2
Coding region: 1-1407 (468 amino acids)
Biological process (GO): regulation of DNA-templated transcription
Molecular function (GO): DNA-binding transcription factor activity, RNA polymerase II-specific; RNA polymerase II cis-regulatory region sequence-specific DNA binding
Source: RefSeq, a predicted model, not a curated record